AUGCGUCGAGCUGGGCAAAGCGCCGCUGAUACCCCGCUCCUACGAGUAUCUAGACCAGUCUCAGCAUGCUCAAGAUGUCGAGCCGCAAAAAUUAAGUGCGAUGGGAAAUUACCUGCGUGUACUGCGUGUGAGAAAUCUGGACGACUGAACGAAUGUUCCAGUGCAAAUGAUCAGUUCGCGAAGGGGAAGGAAAGGAGUUAUGUUGCUUCUCUUGAAUCACGAGUUGAAAAACUCGAGAAGCGCCUGGCAUACGCUCGGUUGAGGAAAGCUUCUGUUGCGAUGCAUGAUGUUGAUACACCAACGGAAUUUCCAGACCGAAAGGACUCUCUGGCUACCAUUAGAGCCGCGAUUCAUGGAAAAGCAGCUAGGAGGAGGGAGGCUGCUGAUGUGAAUGAAUUGGUCUCCGACUUUGGCUUCCUAUCUGUUCAUGCUACCACGCGCGAUUUUGAAUCAUCAACAACAAAUAUGACAUUCGCCAGACUCAUUCUUUCGGCGGCUAACCAUGACGAAUUGCCUGAAUCUGAUUUUCUACAAUUGCCACCAAGAUCUGUGGCGACAGCAUCGAUUCAAUAUUAUCUCGAUAACAUUUUCGCUCUAUAUCCAAUUGUCUCUGAGACAGCUCUUUUCAAUGCAUUGGAUAAAAUUUACCAGGGUGGCAGUCAGCCGGUGACUGACUUUGAGCAUUGGCUAUUCUACAUGGUCUUAGCCAUAUCAUCCACCGCUCAAUCCCGAAAUUAUUUAGAUUCCAAAUAUGAGGAGGGCGUUUCUUGGGCUGGCCGUGCUCUUGCCUACGCUGAUCAUGUUCUCAUGCCUGGCCAUGUCUCCCAAAUUCAGGCCUUGGUACUAUUUGUUCAGUAUGCAAUGCUGGAUCCAGCCCACUUUGACAGCUGGCAGUUGAUGGGGUUUGCUUGUCGGGCAGUUGUCGAUUUGGGAUUUCAUCAGGACCCGCCUAAAGAGCAACAACCAGACAAAAAAGCAUUAGAUAUGAGGAGGAGGAUAUUUUAUUGCGUCUACUCGCUCGAUCGAUCUAUCAGCAUGGUUCAUGCAAGAGCCUUUUCCUUCACGGACGACUCAUCUAGCGUUGAAUAUCCGUCUGUAUCACCCACGUUUCCUCCGAUGGGUCAGGCAGAUUCAAUAGUUGGCCCCCAUUCUAUGGAUUCCGCACAUCUGCUGUGGCAAUUACGACGCGCUCAGUCAAGUUGGUAUCAAGAGCUGUUUCAGUCCAGUCGAGAACCAUUGCCACAAGGCUCAACAUAUCUCUGGAAGAUGUGUCAAGAAAUGCGAGACUGGUCUAACUCCUUUCCCGAUUCACUCCCGCUUGCCUUCAAGGAUUUCUUUGACUUGGAAUUACUCUAUAGUUACGUUUAUUGUCUUGCCCCAUCAUGCCGAGUCCACGUAGUAUCAGAUUAUGCAAAGAAUUUGAUCUUCGACCACGCCAUAACAUAUAUGCAAAAGAUUUUUCCUAUCAGUCAAGAUCCUAUCAAUAAGGUAUUCUAUACCUAUCAUGAUGCUCUGCGAGUUUAUUUCAUUGGAAGUCAGUUAAUGGCGGUGCUAUCAGACAGUCAAGAUCAGAUAUUCAAUGGCUCAUACAACACUGUUGGAACGAGCUCUCCACCACCGUCUCUUCCGAUAGUCACUGGAUCUGAUCACACCGAUCAGAGCCUCAACUGUAUAAAUCACAUCAAGGAAACUUUGAGGACAUUUGGUCAAAGAUGGGAGGAUUCUAAGGCACUUCUGUCGAGUUUCGACACUCGAGCCGAACCGAUCAUCGCAAGCCUGCACGGGAGAAAACAGCAGCAGCAACAAUAUGUCAAAGAAGAGUCUCCCAUUGAUCACAGCCCGAAUUAUAUGCCACCACCUGGCUACGAUCAUAGAACUUAUCAAAUGAAGCAUGAGUGGCAAAAUAUGAACCCAACAUAUCCGGACGCCUCAGGAUUUGGCGGAGCCGGUCAUGGAGCUGGAGCGCCCGGCUUGUAG
This is a messenger RNA of Botrytis byssoidea, 1977 nucleotides long. RefSeq lists its product as uncharacterized. Bases 1 to 1977 code for a protein of 658 amino acids. The record is from RefSeq and is a predicted model, not a curated record. The transcript has 6 exons. Lineage: Eukaryota; Fungi; Ascomycota; Leotiomycetes; Helotiales; Sclerotiniaceae. Gene Ontology annotation, molecular function: zinc ion binding; sequence-specific DNA binding; DNA-binding transcription factor activity, RNA polymerase II-specific. Gene Ontology annotation, biological process: DNA-templated transcription; positive regulation of transcription by RNA polymerase II.